CCGGUUUCAAAUCUAUUCUCCCAUUACCCAAAUCUCGCCGAUCGGAAAGUUUCAUUUGUUCUUUCCCUCUGGUUUAAAGUCGGAUCAAUUCUGCUUGUUUUCCUGUACUGGCUCGGUCUCCCGCGUGUUCUCUUAAAUACCCCUCCACGCGACCCACGAUCUUAUCAAUCCAAACCUCGUUUACCCCGCGCUCUUCCGCAAACUGCAUCUCGCACUUCCCGCGUCAGCGCAUUCUAGAUUGGGGCCCUAUCUGAGAGCGAGGCACUCGCAAUCCUUACAGACGAUAUCUUGGUAAUAAAGUGGGAGCCAUCUUUAGGUGCGUGUUGUGACGAUGGGCAAAUCUCAGUCGAAGCUUUCCCCCUCCCAGCUGGACGAGCUCCAGAAAGCGACUCAUUUUGACAAAAAGGAAUUGCAGCAAUGGUAUAAAGGAUUCUUGAAGGACUGCCCCUCGGGGACCUUGACCAAGGAGGAGUUUCAAAAGAUCUACCGACAAUUCUUCCCCUUUGGUGAUCCGUCAUCGUUCGCCAAUUAUGUGUUCCGCGUUUUCGAUUCGGAUAAUAGCGGUAUGAUCGAUUUCAAGGAGUUCAUUUGCGCACUGUCGGUCACAUCUCGGGGUAAGAUGGAGGACAAGUUGGAUUGGGCAUUUCAGUUGUAUGACAUCGAUGGCGAUGGUAAGAUCACGUAUGAUGAGAUGCUCGCCAUCGUGGAGGCAAUCUACAAGAUGGUUGGCUCGAUGGUGAAACUCCCCGAAGACGAGGAUACGCCAGAGAAGCGGGUUCGCAAGAUUUUCCGGAUGAUGGACAAGGAUGAGAAUGGCAGCCUUGACAUGGAGGAGUUCAAGGAGGGCAGUAAGCGCGACGAAACGAUCGUGAGCGCCUUGUCCUUGUACGAUGGAUUAGUAUAAGUGGGUGGUGGUGGUGGUCGCACCUCUAUCCUUCUUCUCCCACGGCCUUUAAGUCUUGUCUCUCGGCGAAUCCCCCCUUUUCUUGGGGGGUUUUCUUCCUCUACUUCCUUUUUGAAAGUAACCUUUCCCGCCCGUCAUGUGUCUAUUAUCUCCUUUCUGGUCUUUUUGCGUCUAGGAUUCCCAUUACUGCUUGCGUUCUUGUCUGCCCAGUGUCCCAUAUCGAUGGGUUUCUGGCUGGACUGCCUCCUUCUGUACUCUUUCCCUCCCGUCCCCAUUGAUUGUUCUAUAUAUGCUUCGCGGGGCGUUGUCUUCGAAAACUUAAAGUUAAACCUGUCCGGUGGCACCUUCGACUUUGAUUGACAUAUCUGUGCGCUUUCACUCUGCAGGAAAAGAGGGGAGAAGGAGUGAGAUGGAUGGAUGGAUGGAUGGAUGAGACUCUUCUUCUACUGAGGUGGACGACUUCUGGAUGACGAUUAUGUUGAUAUGUUGAAAUGUUUGCGGGCAUUUGCAUGACGGAGCCUGUUGCAAUGUAGUUUUUAGACCGAUGUUUGUUUGUUUGUUUGUUAUAUAUUUCUAUGAUACAAAAGACCUCCGGUGUCUGCCUGGUAAGACAGCGCAGUCACGGUACCAUUUUACUUUCUGGUGUCUCCACACUUAAGUCAAACAAUCAUGACUCCACCUUUCUG
Messenger RNA from Aspergillus alliaceus, 1590 nucleotides. Its product is annotated as EF-hand domain-containing protein. The record is from RefSeq and is a predicted model, not a curated record. NCBI's taxonomy places the organism in Eukaryota, Fungi, Ascomycota, Eurotiomycetes, Eurotiales, Aspergillaceae. Gene Ontology annotation, cellular component: membrane; intracellular membrane-bounded organelle; cytosol. The transcript has 4 exons. Gene Ontology annotation, molecular function: calcium ion binding. The coding region runs from base 332 to 904 and encodes 190 amino acids.